Molecule: messenger RNA, 630 nt
Organism: Miscanthus lutarioriparius
Lineage: Eukaryota; Viridiplantae; Streptophyta; Magnoliopsida; Poales; Poaceae
Source: the annotation of a GenBank genome assembly
AUGCCCAUGGAUAUGGCUACUGUCUUGCAGCGGGUGGACUCUGGACAGUACCUUACCAGGGCAGCAUUUAUGAAGGAUAUUGAUCUCAUUGUCUCAAAUGCAAAGACUUACAAUGGGGAUGACUACAAUGGAUCUAGGAUCGUCGGUAGAGCAUGUGAACUCAGAGAUGUGGUGUCUUGUUUGUUCUCACUUUCUCCUAUAUUGGGUUCUCGACAAUGCCUCUACAGAUUAUCAUUCUUAUGUCUAAUGAACCUCUUUUUGGCCAGGUCCAAGGGGGGCCCACAGCAGGUUGUGGAUGAUGAAGAUAACUCUAUUCUUCAAGCAGCGCCUGUUGCUCAGCUGGUUUCUGGUACUAGAUUAAGUGCAAGGCUUCGCAAUGUACAGCCAGAAGUAAACGUGUCACAAAGUUAUGAAGUGCUAAAGCGGCAAAAGAAAAGUGCUGAAAAUGAGCACAGCAUGACCAAAGAUGUGGUAGCUAGAGAUGGAAAGUCUCCGGAAGAUGUAGAUUUGUCAAAACCAACUGACCCAGAAGAAGCUGCAAAAGAACCAGAGUCAAAUGGCACAACGAAAGAAGACAACGAUUCACCAGCCGAAGAACCAGAAGUACCUACUUCUCCUGAACCCAUGUAG